Messenger RNA from Adineta ricciae, 741 nucleotides. Lineage: Eukaryota; Metazoa; Rotifera; Eurotatoria; Adinetida; Adinetidae. The record is from the annotation of a GenBank genome assembly.
AUGAGAUUAGUUGGAAGCAAAGAAGAUGAUCACAUAUGGCGAAGUAAAGUUCCGACAUUAGGUCCAUUCUGUUUAUUAUUAUGGGAUGAUCCAUUCAACACCAGAAUGAAAACAAAUAUCGAACUCUAUCGAGGAGCUAAUCUUAAGCCUGAGCAAAUUGCUAUGUAUGAAGCGAUGGCCAAAACCAAAGAUGAAUAUGGAUCGUUUCAAGGUUUUUCAUCUUGCAGUCGUAAUCGUAAAAAAGCAGAAGAAUUUGGAAAUGCAUUAUUUAUCAUGGAAGUGAAGUUUGCUUUCAUUGCUGAUAUUAGUAAAGUAUCAGAAUAUGAGAAUGAAGAAGAAGAACUCAUUACACCGGGUGUUUGUUUUCGUGUGCUAAAGGUUAAAUUUGAUUCGGAGACAAAGAAACAUUUGAUUCAUUUGGAAUUAAGACAACGUUGGUCUGGUAAGAAACUUUCUUUCGAUAUUCAUAAUAGUUUUCAUCAGGAUAUUUCCCGAGGUAAUCUUAUUUUCUCUCAACAUGAAUUCCCAUGUUUACAAUCCAUGUCUAAACGACUUAGUUGUAUUUUACAGAUAGUAAUUUUAAACUACUGCAUCAAUAAUAAUUGCGCUCGAAUAUUUUUCAAACCAUACGGUUGUUUAACAAUGCGCGUACUAAUUCAAAGUUUUGGCACAUAUUACUACAAAGUAUUAGAAAUGAUAGAUUUUCCAACGCUUAUAUUCUUCUUUGUACAAAGAUUAUGA